Molecule: messenger RNA, 660 nt
Organism: Elgaria multicarinata webbii
Lineage: Eukaryota; Metazoa; Chordata; Lepidosauria; Squamata; Anguidae
Gene: OAZ3
Product: ornithine decarboxylase antizyme 3
Biological process (GO): positive regulation of protein catabolic process
Cellular component (GO): cytoplasm; nucleus
Molecular function (GO): ornithine decarboxylase inhibitor activity
Source: RefSeq, a predicted model, not a curated record
AUGUUUGACGUUCGUCAUGAUGAGCGGCUGCAGUUCCAAACUGACCACACCACCGCUGGAAGCUCAACCCUUGCCCGGCGUGAGAGCUUGAGUAUUAGGCCCCGGUACUGCCUGCAGUGCUCCGAGUUUGAGGGCGGCUGCCCAGGCAGGAGACAGGCCACUGGAGGAGACGGCGCGGGCCUAAAAGAGGUAUACAAGGGCAGGAAUCUCACCGUUUUCGCUAGCGACAGCCAGCGCGCCGACCACGCGGUUCAACUGGACUUCCAUUUCGCACGUGGCAGCCAGGGCACCGUUCACUGGCACGGCCUUCUCCAAGGACGGGCGCUUUUUCUCGACACCCCUCGCCUGGCCCUGGACGUCAACAGCCGCGAAAGCCUGAUCGCGACGCUGGAAUACAUAGAAGAAAAGACAGAGGCAGACCAGGUGUUCCUUAACUUCUACAAGUUUCGGCAGGACCGAGGGGAGUUGCUACGGGCGUUUGGCUUCUUGGGCUUCGAACUUGUGCACCCGGGCCACCCUUCCCUUCCACCCUGGGAGGAUGCAGUUUUCAUGGCCUAUCCCAUGGAACGAGACCAAUGCCAGGAACGAAAGCCGGAGACACCCCAGGCAGGCCCAUCAGAACAGCCGGAUGGAGCUGCACCAACAGACAACCUCCUUUGA